CCGACUCGCCGACUCGCGGCGCGCGCGGCGCGCGCGGCGGGCAUGGCGCUCGAGGGCAUGGCGCCCGAGUGCGAAAGCACACCGCUGCUGCGCGCGCCUCCGGCGCGCGCGACGGCGGCGCACGGCGCGACGGGACGCCGACUCGGCGCGAUUCUGAGCGGUGCGCUCGGCGUUUUCGGCGUCGCGUGCGCGAUGAUGGCGUCGCGAGGCGUCGGCGACGCGCGCGCGCGACUGGGCGAAGUGUCAGGGGGUCAGCUGUCGCAACUGGCGGACGUGCCGUGCCUGGCGGCGUGCGAAGCGGGACCGACGCGCGAGGCGGUUGCGAGGCUCGCGAACGGCACGGGGACGUGCGAGACGGUGAACUCGGUCUCGGCGAGCGAUUGCUUCGCAAAGUGCGAUUGCUUCGGAAAGGUUGAUUUUAACGAGCGACGAAAGGUGCUGUGCGCGACGAAUGUCGGCGAAGACGCGACGCACGCGACGAUGGACGACGAACUCUGGACGACGAAGAUCAACGCAAAGUUGAAGGCGGAGUGCUCAAGCGACUACCAGGCAACCGGCGAACGAACGGACGAGGAGAUUCAAGGACAUGAAGUCGUAGGAAAUGAACUCGAUACGACGCAGGCAUCGACGAAUUCGACGAAUUCGACGUCUCGACUCGGUGCGAAACUGUUUCCGCGUGGAUACUCGGAUGUCGAGCGAGCGAUGAUGGCGUCGGCGGCGGCUUUGGGCGAGCAAGAUGUUUGGCGUGGGCACGUCGUAAACGGCAGACACACGUUUCUGGCGCCUCUCCCAAACGCGCACGAGAGAGCUCCUGAUCGUGACCCGAUCACUUUCAAAUUAUAUACGCAGUGCAAGACACGGGAAGUGAAAGUCGCCGGCGGAGAAUUCUGGUUUUCCGCGCCCAAGGCGGCGUACAUCGUCAGGCACAAUUUCGAGUCAGAUAAAUUCUUCACCAAAAAAAACCGCAUUAAGAUGGAACGCAAGGAACUUUCGGACGGACUCUACGGAUACGAAGUGACAACAUCGCAUGUGGAUUUCGAAUACGGCUUUGAACUUGAGAACGCCGCGGGGAAUUCUUACAAAGACAUCGGCGCAAGCACCACCCUGCGCCGAGAGAGUUGCGUUCAGCGGUAUGGGGAGUUCUUCAAUCGCGUCGUGACGCUCAAUCGGGGUCAAUCAACGAUCGGAGCCGUCUUUGGCGACUGCGAUAGCGUGUGUCCCGAGGACUACGUGGACGAAGCCUACUGUCGACAGCCGUUCACGGGUGAACCUGGAACGUCUGAGGCCGAUCCCAUGGAUCUUGGUUUGGUGGACGACGCACGUCUCAUCAAUAUGGCUUCCGCCUUAUUAUAUUCUACGAGUGAGACGGUCAUGAAUCCGAGUGGACGAGCGGAAACAUUCCGCCAAGAUGCCGGUUCAAAAAGUGAACAAAAAUGGAUCAUCGCCGCGAGCGAUUACUACCGCGCUUACAUAAAAAUGGUCCAGAUAACCAUUCGUCGUGAUCCCGCGAGCGGACGGGCUUCGGCUUGGAUCUCUGGCAAGCGCCGUUACACGCUGCGAUCCGGCGCCGGUUACGAAUACGGUACUUCUAACGUUGGGCAAAUCAGCGGCACCGGCUGCGGACGACAAUACUGCAACACAGCCAGGUACGACAUUCCGUCUUUCUACGAGCAAGGCGUGGAGACGACCGCGUUUACCGCGUCACUCACUCGCAUGGAAUACACGAAACUGUCUCUCGGCGAUGCUCCACCGACAGGUCACAACGUCUUGUUCGAGCCAAACUUUUUGACGUCUCCGCAAAUGAUUCUUGCCCCGGGCGCAUGGGGCGAAGAUAUGGAUGUGCGCCGCCUCAUCUUGAAGAACGGUGUCAUGUGCGGUAGAUCGAUCCACUCUUCCAACUGCAUGUUUGGAAAGGCGUUCGCCCUAAAGGACACCGUUUCCGGGUACUCAGGCCCGUCCAAGACGAGAAAAGAUUGGCUCUUCAUUGUUGUCGAGCACGUGUAUUUCAAGAUGAUUCGCGUCGCCAUCACCCUCGGAGACGACAACGCCGUGAACGCUGAAGUCAUCGCAGCUGGAUACGUCAGUCAUAUUCGAGUCGCGACUGAUCUUCAGACGAGCGAUUCCAUGGCGUACGACGGCUCGGCGAAAUGGAACGUGCGAAGCUUCAUGUACAUCGCCUCCAAUUUCGCCGCCGAAGGAUACGGAUUGGGCGGAUUCAAGUUUGAUUUGGCGGCCGAGAUGUCCGCAUCCUUGCGCGCCGUCGACUGCGGCGCAUAAUUUGGCAU
Messenger RNA from Ostreococcus lucimarinus CCE9901, 2285 nucleotides. RefSeq lists its product with no specific name. Lineage: Eukaryota; Viridiplantae; Chlorophyta; Mamiellophyceae; Mamiellales; Bathycoccaceae. The transcript has a single exon. Bases 43 to 2277 code for a protein of 744 amino acids. The record is from RefSeq and is a predicted model, not a curated record.